AGCCGCAGCCCGCGGGCAGAUCAGGUGGGGGAAAGCUGGGGCUCUCUUGGGUGCAUGGGCAGGAGGCGUCCCCCCCUCUCCUGAGACACCGCACCUGGGGCUGAUACCUCGCUGGCCCAGAGGGACGGCGGCCGCUUCCCCUGCAUCCCAGCCCACCUGCAAGAGUCCGUGAUGGGAAAACACAACAGUAAGCUGGCCCCUGAGAUGCUGGACGACCUGGUGAGAAGCACAGAGUUUAGUGAGCAAGAGCUAAAGCAGUGGUACAAGGGCUUCCUGAAGGACUGUCCCACCGGCAUCCUCAACCUGGAUGAAUUCCAGCAGCUCUACAUCAAGUUUUUCCCAUAUGGAGAUGCUUCCAAGUUUGCUCAGCACGCCUUCCGCACAUUUGAUAAGAAUGGUGAUGGGACGAUCGACUUCCGGGAGUUCAUCUGUGCCCUGUCAGUCACCUCCAGGGGAAGCUUUGAGCAGAAGCUGAACUGGGCCUUCGAGAUGUAUGACUUAGAUGGAGAUGGGAAGAUAACCCGCUUGGAGAUGCUAGAAAUAAUUGAGGCUAUUUACAAGAUGGUGGGGACGGUCAUCAUGAUGAGAAUGAACCAGGACGGGCUGACGCCCCAGCAGCGGGUUGACAAGAUCUUCACCAAGAUGGACAAGGACAAGGAUGACCAGAUCACCCUGGAGGAGUUCAAGGAAGCUGCCAAGAGCGACCCCUCUAUUGUCCUCCUCCUGCAGUGCGACAUGCAGAAAUAGCCUUUCCCCGCAGACUCCAGCUGGACUGUCCAAGGCCGCGUGCCCCAGCAUACCGGUUACCGCCCUCCCCAGAACCUUGCACCCAGCCCCUGCUUCCUAGAGCUGUGCACUCGGCUGCCUGGGGCAGAGUUCGUUCUGCUUGCAGCCUUCCACUUCCUCACCUCUACAUCCCACUCCCCGAGCCCCCCACCCGCAAAGGGACUGCCUGAGCCACAUUAGAACCCCCCCUCCCCCCAAACAAUCCCUCCCCACAAAAAUCCCUGGAGUGUGUUCAACCCCACAGCCCAUCCCCUAUCAAUCCAUCCUGGGAUCACACUGCCAGGCGCUCAUCUGCUCUUCUUUUCCCACCUAGCCCCCAAUACCAGCUUAAGCCUCCUCAGUACUUAAAUUCCCCAGAGCCCUGAAGUGGACUGUCCAAGGCAGUGUUCACCCCAUAACCAACAUCAAGCCUUCUGGCUCCCCCAGAAUGCUGCUUUCUCAUCCCUAGUUCCAGUUCCUACAGCCCCAGCUGGGUUAUCCUGUCAGGGCCUAUUUGAAACCAGCAAAUUUCUCCCCCGCCCCAAACCUGGUUCCUGGUGAUGCCCCAAACUAAGCUGUCGCAGUGCCCCUUGCUGCCAGUCCUGACUGUCUCGUCUCUCCCACACGACAUACCCCAGUCCACGGAGCCCCAGAUUGAACUAGCCAGAACUGGGCCCUGACAGAAUAGAGCUCCCGAGCUCAGUGCCCUGGGCCCCAAUCCUUAGCCUCACAAUGGAGUUGGCGUCUUGCAGUCUCCACCUCUCUCCAGCAGCCACCUUUCGGCCUCUCCUUUCGCUGCAGCCAGCGUUGGUUGCGGGGCUCCCAUGGAUGAGGCACUUGCGGCAUUGUGAGACGUUUAGAAAUAACUGAUUUCUGCCGCCUCUUUCCAUAUGGUCUCGCUGUAAAAUCCCAGAGUGCCGUGUUCUGUCUGGCUAACGAGUAGCAUUGCAGAGCCAGCAGCUUUUGGGUUCAAAUGCAUUUCCAUGCACCCCUCUUUUCAUCUUGAAAUUAAUCUGUAUUUAAACUGCCCCCUCUGUUCCCCAGGCCAACCAGAAAUCAAAGCAACCAUUGAAUACAGGCCUUCUCAGUGGGCUAAGGAAGGAGCUAUCAAUACUGUAUGCUCCCGUCAAAGGCAGCCCUGAAAUCAAGCCAUUGCCCAUCUAAUCUCAAGGGUCCCUUUUCCUGUUGCCCUGGCAUGUUGGGGCUGGUCCCGUGUUCAAAUUGCUCUUGGGUCCGAGGGAGGCCAGAGCUGAGUAGACGUCUCGCUGUUCACAUGAACGCGCACUGCGAAUGUUAGUGCAGGUUCGUGGAAGCGAGUUCCUUGUGAUUUGGGUGGGGUGGGUUUGUCAUUAAUGGUAAGUACAGGCUUUAAACCUCUGCUGAGGAUGGAAUACAGAGAUUCUGCCCAUUGGUGGCAUUGCUAGAGGUGGGUAUCUUCUGCCUUUAUCUCCUCGGGGCAGGAAGAGUCUUAGGCCAGUCUAGCUUAGUUGGAAGAGACUGGCUCGAUUUUGUGUUUGAGUCCUGGGUGUUGCUUCUGCUUCUGAGCACAGCAGGGCGGAGUGCCAGGCAUUGCUCGGCACUUACGUGACCUUUGCAGCUGGGUGGCGGUGUUACCUCUCGGCAGCAGCAUCCCACCUGGAGAGGGUAUAAAGUGAGGGGGGAAGAUAGAAGGGUCUGUCUGAAGCUGGGGGACAACAGCACAGGUGUGGUGGGGUGAAAUGUGGUGAGAGUCUGGGUCAGGGGUGUUCUCUGGGGAGAAGAUCCCCACAGGCCAGGGGUUGGUGGUGGAGGGCAGAGAGAGACACAGUGGCGGGUUGUGGGAGUGACCUGGGGAGCAGCUGACUAGCUGGGAUCAGGUGGUGGUUGUCAUCUCCAAAAGGACCUAUCCAGCCGGGGGGUUGCGCCAGGCGUGCUGUGCUUCACAGAGUAGGUUUGAGGGCCUGGGAGUGAUUUAAUAUGAGACCUUUUUUAACAGCAUCUCCCCUCCCCAGCCUGCUGCCUCCGCCCUUCUCCAACCCCAGGACAGUUGUUUGUUCACAGAUGUGUAUCUAGUCUGCUCAUUGUGGUUUUGAUUAUUGUAAUAACUGUUAGGAAGCCGUGGAGUUGUUUAUAUAUUUUUUUAACUGAAAAAUAAAAUGUGUCCCACAA
Messenger RNA from Chelonia mydas (Green sea turtle), 2913 nucleotides. It is a transcript of the gene HPCAL4, whose product is annotated as hippocalcin like 4. The coding region runs from base 172 to 747 and encodes 191 amino acids. Gene Ontology annotation, molecular function: calcium ion binding. The record is from RefSeq and is a predicted model, not a curated record. The transcript is spliced from 4 exons. NCBI's taxonomy places the organism in Eukaryota, Metazoa, Chordata, Testudines, Cheloniidae.